AUGUUCAAGACAUCAGUUCCAGUGUUAGAAAAUCUUUUUUCAUGCAGGAGUGAGAAGAAUUUGGCUGAGGUUGUACAUGAAGAUGUCCACUUUGCUUCAAGAAUCGAAAAAAAAUCGGGUGGUAUAGAGUCUAGUUCAAAUAAUAUUUUACCAUGGUCGGUUGAUGUUAGUCAGGAAAACGAGACAAACCCUUGGUUUUAUUAUCCCAUAAACGAGAGUCUGCAAGACGAUCAUACUAGUUUGAAUCAUGCAUACGACAUUUCAAGUACGGAAAACGAGAAGCAUUUCCAGAACUUUCUGGAUCUUUUGGGCCCUGCAAACGCUGCCGAGGCUAAAUUCACGAGUAGUUAUGGUGAAAUUCCACCCGAGCAAAUCGUGGAGAAUGAAAUCGGUUUGAAUGACGAUGAAAGUGAGAUGAUUGAAAUGAGUACUGCCAGCUUAGCUAAGUGGGUCCCAAUCCCAAAUAACGAUGCUGCCAUCGACGCUAUCGGUUUUUCUUCUUCUGUGGGCUCCCGCAAUAGUGGAGAUGAGCAUAUUGAAACUGAAUCUGUGAUUGAGAAAAAAGCAAUCCGUGCAAAGGGAACUAACGGAUCUAAGAGGGGACGAACUGCGGAAAUUCAUAACCUUUGUGAGAAGAGGCGAAGAAGGAGGAUCAAUGAGAAAAUGAAAGCUUUCCUACAACUUGUACCCAAUUGCAGUAAGUCGGAUAAAGCAACCAUGCUCGAUGAAGCCAUCGAAUAUUUGAAGAGCCUCAAACAUCAAGUGCAGAUUUUGAGUGUGGAAACUUCAUUAACGCCCCCAAACGGAAUCCAGCCGACAAAAUUGUGCUCGGCUGGCACCUCAAAAGCAUAUGUGCCGAGUCAAGUGGAAGCUGUAGAUGAAGUUCUGAAGUCCAGUGAGGGUGCAAGUGAAUAUCAGUGAUACAAAGCUACGAAAAGUUGGUGCUGAUGUGUCUUUUGAUCAAGUUUAUAAGUUUCAAGUAAAAGUAAUGUAUUACUAUGGGAUAUAGUUGGGAUUAAAAAAAAAGUUGAGGAGUAAUUAAGGACAAAAGAUGCUUAAUAAGAUGCGUGAGGUAAUUUUCUCUUUAGAAACGGGGCUGCUCUGGGUAUGGCGCUAGUCUAUUACCUUGAUGUUCGUAAUCAAGCAAGACUUAUUUUGGGUCGAGUAGUUUAGGGCGUGAUUGGAUAUGAAUUCAACUA
Striga asiatica is the source of this 1199-nucleotide messenger RNA. NCBI's taxonomy places the organism in Eukaryota, Viridiplantae, Streptophyta, Magnoliopsida, Lamiales, Orobanchaceae. The record is from the annotation of a GenBank genome assembly.